Molecule: messenger RNA, 2030 nt
Organism: Platichthys flesus (European flounder)
Lineage: Eukaryota; Metazoa; Chordata; Actinopteri; Pleuronectiformes; Pleuronectidae
Gene: parm1
Product: prostate androgen-regulated mucin-like protein 1
Exons: 4
Coding region: 115-1032 (305 amino acids)
Cellular component (GO): plasma membrane; Golgi apparatus; early endosome
Source: RefSeq, a predicted model, not a curated record
CUCACACACACACACACACACACACACACACACACACUCACACUCCAGAGUCCCACAGGGGAGUCGAGCUCAGAGCUGCAGCAGUUUGUGGAGAUACAAACGGUAGAACACACGAUGAGGGUCCGCCUGCUCCCUCUGAUAACAUGUCUACUGUUGACAUGGAGCCAUUCAAACAUGGCAACAAGCAGCACUCCAUCCACAGCAGCAGACUCCUCCUCACCUACACCGACUUCUACAAGCAACAUCACCACCGAUAUCUCUCCUAGCACCACCGCCAGUACCUUAGCAAGCACCACUAUCAGCUCCACUACAGGAACCUUACCAAGCACCACCACAAGCACCACCGACAGCACCAGCACCACCGUCAGCCCCACUGACACCACCACCACCUUACCAAGCACCACCAACAGCGCCCCCCACAGCACCACCAACAGCACCUCGAACAGCCCCACCGUCAGCCCCAACAACAGCACCACCACCUUACCAAGCACCACCAACAGCGCCCCCCACAGCACCACCAACAGCACCUCGAACAGCCCCACCGACAGCCCCAACAACAGCACCACCACCUUACCAAGCACCACCAACAGCGCCCCCAACAGCACCACCAACAGCACCUCGAGCAGCCCCACCGUCAGCCCCAACAACAGCACCACCGACACCACCACCACCUUACCAAGCACCACCAACAGAACCCCCCACAGCACCACUGACCCAACCACCGUCAGUAUCUUACCAAGCAUCACCAUCAGCACCACAGCCAAUACCCUACCAAGCACCACAGACACCACCACCGUCACUACCAGCACCAUAAGUACAACCCAAAAGUCAACACUGGAUCAGGACGGACACAAGUCGGAAGCGCUGAGCUCAGGAAGCAUUGCAGCUAUUGUCUUCUUGUUCCUUAUUAUCGUCCUUGUAGUGCUGGGCGGACUGUACUACUACAGGAUCCGACGGGCAUCCUAUGGUCGUCUACAGGACAGAGAAUAUGGCAAUUUGGUAAACUUCCCCAACCCUAUGUAUGACCCCUGAUGUCCUCCGACUCUGGAAGUGACACCGACAGUCCUCGGUCUGCAGAGGGAGCCGUUUGAAUCCAGUGUUGUUAUCGUGUGUAAUUGUGCAAUAAGUUCUGCAACAUUACUGUGAUACCUGAUUCGAUGACUUGACUGCACUCAGUUGCAAAUGUUUUAUUUCCAUUGAUCUUUGUUUUCUUGAGCUUCUGAGCUUCAGCUGCAGAGAGAACGAGCCCAUUAAACAGAGGUGAAGGGAUUCUCUCACUGGACAGUUGUACAAAAUGUGAAGACGUGGCUGUAAAUGUUAAGACGGGGGCGAACUGACAAUGAAGUGCAAACCUUUCCUGUUGGGAUCAACAACACUCAGACUAAUUAACGUUCAGUGGAUUCACAUCACGUGUGAACUUGUUCUCGUUUUAAACUUUCUGACUUAUAACUUACUUGAAAUAAUGAGAUUCUGCUCAUUUGAAAAUAAUCACUUAUCGACUUAAACUUAAAUGACGAGACAAAGCUCGAGUAUCGGAGAACACACGUAUCUUUUUAUGCCAAGUUUACACUUCGUGAGUUUCGACCUGCUUCUUUUACUAACUGACAAAUUUUUGGAUCGGAGCCAUAUCGGCUCGACGGCCGAGGUGAUUGGAGAAGCUGCCGACGUGUCACUUCCUUUGACUUGAUUUCUAGCAGAACGCUGCAGAGAGACGGGCCUAUGAAAAUAAACGGUUCAGGGUUCGAGCCUCGUUCAUUUAUCCUGCUUAAAAGCACAACCUUCUCCCAUUGUGAUCCGCCUCUGAUCAACUUCAACUUAAAAACAGACUUUCAUUCUUAAUUGUUAUUGGUGAUAACGAUGUUUGCUUUGCUUUGCAUUUCUGACUUCAAUUAACUUAAUAUUUAUAGACUAUCAUUUAUUUUACAAACUACUGAUUGAUGGCGUGAGGGUUUAGAUGCCUUUGUCUAAAUUUCAUUGUUUGACAGGAUUGUGUUCAAUAUUUUCGUAAAAUAAAAAGUGAUAAAAAAUAA